Python bivittatus (Burmese python) is the source of this 4858-nucleotide messenger RNA. It is a transcript of the gene PEX13, whose product is annotated as peroxisomal biogenesis factor 13. NCBI's taxonomy places the organism in Eukaryota, Metazoa, Chordata, Lepidosauria, Squamata, Pythonidae. Gene Ontology annotation, molecular function: protein binding. The record is from RefSeq and is a predicted model, not a curated record. Gene Ontology annotation, biological process: protein import into peroxisome matrix, docking. Gene Ontology annotation, cellular component: peroxisomal importomer complex; peroxisome; peroxisomal membrane.
UAAAGUUGCAGGAUUAUUUCUUUGAAUCUCUAACGUUUUGAUCAAGGAUGGUGAUAGCAUACAGGAAUCACGCAUCGCAUCCAGAGAUAGUCGAUCGACGCGUUCGUCGCGCGGCCUGAUGGAGCCGGCGCGGUGCUGGCGUAAGUUCGAUAGUUCGGCUCUCUCCCAAGAAGCAGUAGCAAGGCUCGAACGAGGGUCCGCUGCGCGGUGAUGGCGGCCAAUCAACCGUCUCCCCCCAAGCCGUGGGAGAACCGGCGACUAUCUGCUGAUGUAGGAGUCAGUCAACUGCCUAGACCUGGACAGCCCACACUCACUCGAAUUCCACCUCCUAUUCUGCCAAGGCCUUCACAACAGACUGGGAGCACUGCUCUGAAUACCUUCAGGCCUGCAUAUAGCAGCCCUUUUUCUUCAGGCUAUGGCACAUAUGGAAAUUCUUUUUAUGGAAGUUACAGCCCAUAUAAUUACGGAUAUGGUGGCUUGGGCUACAAUCGUUUUCGGAUGGAUGAUAUUCCUAGCAGCCGAUUUGUUCAGCAAGCUGAGGAAAGCAGCCGGGGUGCAUUUCAGUCCAUUGAAAGCAUAGUCCAUGCCUUUGCCUCUGUCAGCAUGAUGAUGGAUGCUACCUUUUCAGCUGUCUACAACAGUUUCCGAGCUGUAUUGGAUGUUGCCAAUCACUUUUCCAGGCUCAAAAUACAUUUUACCAAGGUGUUUUCAGCCUUUGCACUAGUCAGAACUAUAAGGUAUUUCUACAGAUGGCUACAGAGAUUACUGGGUAUGAGAAAGAGCUCGGAGAAUGAUGAUUUAUGGGCAGAAAGCAAAGGAACUGUGGCCUGCAUUGGUACCGAAGAAAAGGCAGCUAAUUCUGCAAAAUCCUGGCCCAUUUUCCUAUUCUUUGCUGUUGUUCUAGGAGGUCCCUAUCUUAUAUGGAAGCUACUAUCCACCUACAGUGAUGAUGAAACAGUUUCCAGUGAUUGGGCCAGUGGAGAGGAUGAUCAUGUUGUUGGGAGAGCAGAAUAUGACUUCAAUGCUACUUCAGAAGAAGAAAUUUCUUUCCGUGCAGGUGAAAUGUUAAAAUUGGCACCAAGAGAACGACAACCCAAGAUACGUGGUUGGCUUUUGGCCAGCCGUGAUGGUCAAACAACAGGACUCAUACCAGCUAAUUAUGUCCGAAUACUUGGUAAAAGAAAAGGGAGAAGAACCUUAGCGAUGGAGAAGGUUGCAGAGCAUCAGUCCACAUUCAGCAAUACCUCUUUGGUUCAGGAAAGCACAACUGCUGGUGCUUUGGAGGAGCAAGAGGCUGCCUUUGAGUCUGUUUUUGUGGAAACAAAUAAAAUUCCUGUCAGAUCAAAUUCUUCUGUGCUUAGUGGAGAUAAAGAUUUUUGAUGCUUGAAGAUUUAUCAGAGCUACUGGACUGCAUUCACCAAUAAUACUUUAGGGUAGCCAUUCAGUAGUAAGUAGCAAAACACUGUUAUUGACAGUAUCCAGGUAAUGUGCUAUUCAUACCUGGUAGUGUCAGUCAUAGGGACAGUUGUUAUUGGCUCUAAACCUGUAUAAGGUCUAUUGAACAUUAGGCAGUUGGGUAAAGCAUGCUAAGGUCCAUUGUAUUAUCUCAGACAUUGACGACUGUAGAAUCAAAAUACCUAUCUUCUGAUCUGAAGAAGCUGGUACUAAGGCUUCAGACAGCUCUCUGUGCUGAAGCCAUUUUUGAAGUCUAAAGAAUUUGCUCCAUACAGUAGCAUUGUGGUGGUAUUGAGGGAAAAUGUUUUCAAAGGUUUUGAGCAUACCUUGUGGUUGUCUUUUUUUGUACAACAUUUUUGUGAGGUGGAAGGAGAAUCUCUGAUUCAGGGAGAUGAGCUAGCAAUAGAAAAACUUACAGGGUUGAAACUAAUGUGUCCACUAGAUAGAAACAAUAUACGUAAUGUGCUUAAAAACCAGCAAAAGUCCAUCUAAUUGUUGUUCUGAGGUAUAUACUGACAGAUCACUUGAUCCUCUUUUCAUAUGCCACAUAUGAACAUUGUAAAAGCUGGAAGGUCAGGUUUUGUUUUGUUUUUUACUGCUCUAUAGCAUUGCAUUUGAAGCCUGAUGUAGUCCUCUUAUUUAGAUUGGAAAAUAUUUGCUAUAUGUUAAAAAGCUACAUUGCCACUUGUUCGUCCAGAUAAAUUAUGUAACAACUUUCCUCUGUCUUUUUACUGAAACAUGUUCUGUCAAGAAUAUCUCACGGAGGCUCAAACUCAGCAUAAAAUGGCAGUAUAUCUGUGUGUUUUAAAGUUAAUUCUGUCACUGUCACAUGCAAUCUGAGCCUAUUGAUUGAUAAAAAUCAUAAAUACAUGUUUUUCUGUAGUUGGUUUCUUAACAUUACAAAUGCCAACAGUGUCAUUUCACUUAACAUUCUGCUUAGUAAAUCUGUAGUAAUUGCUCUGGUGAGAAUACUGAACAUGGCUUUUGUAUCCAAAAAGUGUGAGGUAUGUUUACAAAGCCAGACUGAUAUGAAAAUAAAAGUUCUGCUCAUAAAAAUCACAUUUAAUACUAUACUGAGGCCAUGCCAUUCUGAACAGCCACAAUAAAAAUCCAAGUUUAUUCUGAAGAGCGCUUGAUAAGUGACAAACUAAUUACAGGGUGAAAUGUGUUAGAUGAAAUACAUAGACUUCUGUUCUAUAAUAUUGUUCUAUAGUAUUGAUAGCUUAAAAUGGUUUGAGCUUGCAAUGCAACACAAUUAUAUGUUCAUUUUUUUCUCUAACCAUCUUAAAAUAAAUGAAUUUCCAAAUUAGAAAAUACAAAUUGACAUCCUUAAUUUUAAAUCAAAAUUCUUCUACACAUAUGUUAUGUGCAGCUUUGCUACAAACCUAAUUUUUUAAAGAAUUCUAAACAAUUUUGUAACUUGAGGUAAAUUACAGCACAGAACAAAGAGCUUAAAAAAGAGUACCUUAGCUGGAAAUAAUUUUUUCCCCAUAGCAUUCAGGUUCAGUCAGUGUAUAAUUCAUCAUUGUGCUAAGGGCCUUGAAAGAAGAAUUUUCUUUGAUCCCUUUCAUUUAAUGAUGAACCAAUGCAGUAAUUUCUAAUUAAAAUACUUGAAUUUCUGAUUUGAUAAGACUAGCAGCUGUAGGCCAGAAAAAUGAAAAACCAGGAUUAGACUGAAGAUGGGUCAGGCCUGAACAACUAUUCACAAGCAAUUCUUUAUUAUUUACAUGAUUAGGUGCUUUUGUAUUGAACUCUGUGACAUAAAUUGGUACCCCAAUUUUCCUCCAAAAACAUACUAGGAAAUUUAAGUAAAGAUGUUGAUAUAGAUCUAAUACCUGAAACCAGUUUUUCUUGCCUACUGAAACUAGCAUUGGUGGUGAAAAAGGGUAAGUUCCAGUUUGUAAUUGGCCUUCAAAUCAAGGCUUAAAAUACUUGAUUUUUCUGAUAGUUUACUAUUAUCAGUGGGUUGAAUUCUAAUAAAAAGGACCAUUGACUUUCAGCCUGAUCCUAAAAAAUAUUUAAUUGAAUAGUCUUGAAUUUGUUAGGUCUCACUUCUUCGGAAGUUUACUUGAAUUUACAAUCUUUAUCAUAUGUGAACUUACUUCAUUAUAACUAACGAAGUAGCUAUCUAUGCAUAUCAGUGUAUCAGAACUCUGAACCUUUAACUUCAUACUUGCUUUAGUGGAGCCAGAAUGCAAAUGGUUAUAAUGAUUUAGCUUUUAGUGAAAAUUUUAUCAUGCAGUUGAAGUGACUUUGCUAAAUCUAUUAAAUUCCACUAAAUUUUGAGUACAGCCUUGUUUUUUCUUAGGAAUCUUACAUUCACAGUAAAAUUGCAAGUAGGAUAUCAAUUUGAAAUGAAAAGCAGUCUUACAACUAUGAUAUGUAUUAGUGCUGGCAGUAUGUUCCAGCCAUCUUUUUAUAUUACACAGUAUUGGUUGCUAUAAUUGAAAAUUUCUGGAGCUCAAAAGAUAACACACAAAAUACAUUCUGGUAAAUAUACAUGAGUAUCUUCUGAUUUAGGUGGAAUAAGGCUAAUUGGGGUCUUGGAACCAUUUUAGAUGGAAAAGAUUUUGUGUUUCUGUAUUACAUAGUAAUCUAACAAACUCAGGAAUAUUUUUUUCCUCUGGCAUUUUACACAUCCCAUAGAAACACAAUGUAUUUAUCCCUUAGGAGAGAAUAUGUGUGCGUGCAUGUGUUAACCUUUGUGAUGAUGGUGUUGAACAAAAUGGGACAUAGUUACUGUUAAAUGUAUGGCAUUGGAACAAAGCUAUAUUUCUGGUUACUAUAUUAAAAGAAAAAUUAAGAUUAUGAAAUCCUGACCCCUAUAAAGUGAAACCAUCAGGCUCCAUAAUGGCAGACCUUCUCUGUUGUUCCUCUCCUUCUUUGGAAUAGCAUGAUCCCAGAGAUUAAAGUAGCCUUAAUCUUGCUAAGAAUUUGGAAGGCCAGUAAGACCUGGCUUUACCAGAUGGGCUUUGGGGGUUGAUAUAAAUUCUGGUCCAUUUUGGAGGUAUCAUUGAUUGCUGUUUUGACUGUUCCUCAAGGCUAUAUUGUUGCUGUAUUAUGUUAAUUAUGUUUUUAAUCCAAAUAUUGUAUUUUGGAGGGUGAGCCACUCAAAGUUGCUUAUGAUUGGAAUGGCAUAUAAAGUCAGUAAGUUAAUAAAUAAAUUAAUCUGAAAGCAACAUUUUCUGGGAAAAGAUAAUGGGUUUUUUUUCUUUGUUCCUAGCAGUUUAAAACUUUGUUUUUAAAUUUACUGAAUUUUUCAGAAUUUGCCUUCCAGUAAUCUAUUAGACAGUGUGAUCCUAGGACCCCAAGACCCUAUCAGGGUCUGCGAAAUCAAAAUUAUUUGCCAGCCUAUAUUGAAAAAUAAUAAAUAUUAAAAUCCCAUCAAACAGUUGUGAGAAAC